This is a messenger RNA of Gastrolobium bilobum, 430 nucleotides long. RefSeq lists its product as uncharacterized. Lineage: Eukaryota; Viridiplantae; Streptophyta; Magnoliopsida; Fabales; Fabaceae. The record is from RefSeq and is a predicted model, not a curated record.
AUGUCAGGGGCACAAGGAGCACAACCAAAAGAGUCAAAGACAGCAACAACUGAGUCAGUAGAUGGAGGAAAGAAUCAAACUAGGACUGAUUUGCGUUCAUGGGAGGAUCAAGGUAGCAUUCAGGUGGAUAAGCUUCAGGAGAAGGUUACUGACCCUGCUGGCAAAGGUGGUCCUGUGUUUGGUGCUGGUAAAGAUGAGAACAAGAAAGACCUUGGAGUUACUGGCACUGGCUAACCCUACUACUACUACUACUAUGCAUAUAUAAAACUAGUAUCUUAUUAUGAUGCUUCUUCAAAAUUCAGCCACUGUUUGUUUUCUUUGUGUUUUCUUUAUUGUGGGUUAGAAUUUUUGUGAAAAUUGAAGUGUUGUAUGAAUCUUCCUUAUGAUGUAUGUAUGUAAGAUUUUAUGGAAUAAAAAGGAAGAAAGUUGU